CCUCCCUUCUUUUUGAGGGGUAAAUUAAAAUAAAAAACCUCCUCUGCGUGUGACUCACAUUCCAUCCCUCUCCCCCAAGCAAAGCAAAGACAACACUGCCGCCGCAUCCUUCGCCGCCGGUGGCCAGCGAGAUCCCGACGAUGGAGGGCAAACUCGACGCGGCGAUCGAGUCGCUGCUGAACGUGGAGAAGCAGUGCCGGCUGGCCGGCGAUGUGGCCGGCACGAGGAAGGCCGCCGUCGACAUCGUCGAGCUCUGCCACAAGGAGGGCGCCUGGAAGACGCUCAAUGACCAGAUCGUGGUUCUCUCCAAGCGGAGGGGCCAGCUCAAGCAGGCUAUUACUGCCAUGGUUCAGAAAGCAAUGGAGUACAUUGACGUGACUCCAGACGUAGACACACGUAUUGAGCUUAUCCAAACAUUGAGCAGCAUUGCUGCUGGAAAAAUAUAUGUGGAAAUAGAGAGAGCAAGAUUGAUCAAAAGACUUGCAAAAAUUAAAGAGGAGCAGGGGAAGAUUGAUGAGGCUGCUGAUAUUAUGCAGGAAGUUGCUGUUGAAACAUUUGGCUCUAUGGCGAAGACAGAGAAAAUUGCAUUCAUUCUGGAGCAGGUCCGUCUGUGCCUGGAUCGUCAAGAUUAUGUCCGAGCACAGAUUUUAUCCCGGAAAAUUAGUCCCAGGGUGUUCGAUGCAGAUACAUCAAAGGAAAAAAAGAAACCAAAAGAAGGUGAUAAUAUGGUUCAGGAAGCCCCUGCAGAGAUACCUUCACUCUUAGAACUGAAGCGCAUCUACUAUGAACUGAUGAUACGCUAUUACUCGCAUAACAAUGAUUACCUGGAAAUCUGCCGUUGCUACAAGUCGAUUUAUGAUAUUCCAUCUAUAAAGGAUGAUCCAGCAAAGUGGAUACCGGUUCUUAGGAAGAUCUGUUGGUACUUAGUGCUGGCACCUCAUGAUCCAAUGCAAUCAAGCCUUCUCAAUGCAACACUAGAUGAUAAAAAUCUUUCUGAGAUCCCAAAUUUCCGAUUACUGCUGAAGCAGCUAGUUACCAUGGAGGUGAUUCAGUGGACAAAAUUGUGGGAAUUCUUCAAGGAUGAGUAUGAGAAUGAGAAGAAUUUUCUUGGAGGACCUUUAGGCACAAAAGCUGCUGAAGAUUUGAAGCUGAGGAUCAUUGAACAUAAUAUCUUGGUUGUUUCAAAGUACUAUUCAAGGAUUACCCUGAAGAGGAUUGCGGAUCUUCUUUGCUUGAGCUUGCAGGAAGCAGAGAAGCAUCUUUCGGAUAUGGUGAACUCAAAGUCCUUGAUUGCAAAGAUUGACAGGCCGAUGGGGAUCGUAUCCUUCCGGACAGCCCAGGACAGCAACGGGGUACUCAACUCGUGGGCAUCGAACCUUGAGAAGCUUCUUGACCUUGUUGAGAAGAGCUGCCACCAAAUACACAAGGAGACGAUGAUCCACAAAGUGGUGUUGAAAGCCUAAAGCGUUCCAUUUUGAGUUGGCUGGCCUUCUUUAGGUGUCUGACCAUUCUGUGCUCAAGCACCAAAUGUUGCUUUGGAAACUUGUGUUUGUAUCGGUCUUAAAAUACUGUAACCACAGAAUGAUUAAUACUACUUGUUGUUGGGGCUUAGCCCCAGUCCAUUUUUCUUAAUUCCUGUAUUUUCCUGAAUACCAUAUAAAUUCUUUGAUCUACUACCAAGUAUCUGUUCUUAAGAACCUA
This is a messenger RNA of Brachypodium distachyon (stiff brome), 1701 nucleotides long. RefSeq names its product 26S proteasome non-ATPase regulatory subunit 12 homolog A. The transcript is spliced from 11 exons. The record is from RefSeq and is a predicted model, not a curated record. The coding region runs from base 141 to 1463 and encodes 440 amino acids. NCBI's taxonomy places the organism in Eukaryota, Viridiplantae, Streptophyta, Magnoliopsida, Poales, Poaceae. Gene Ontology annotation, cellular component: proteasome regulatory particle, lid subcomplex; nuclear proteasome complex; cytoplasm.